CUCCAGCGGUAACUGACGGGACCCUCCGAGCCCAGCGCGCUUGUGGCAACCCUGGAGGAAGCCGAGGCCCCGCGUCAGCCGGAGGAGCAGGAAGACGAUGAGGACGAAGAGGAGCUGCUACCGCACUCCGAGGCUGUGGACGUGUUUCAGGAGGGUCUCGCCAUGGUAGUGCAAGACCCGCUGCUCUGCGAUCUCCCGAUCCAGGUUACGUUGGAAGAGGUCAAUUCCCAGAUAGCACUAGAAUAUGGCCAAGCAAUGACAGUUCGAGUGUGCAAGAUGGAUGGGGAAGUAAUGCCUGUGGUUGUAGUGCAGAACGCUACUGUCCUGGACCUGAAGAAGGCCAUCCAGAGGCAUGUGCAGCUCAGGCAGGAGCGUGAAGGGGGCAUUCAGCACAUCAGCUGGUCUUAUGUGUGGAGGACAUACCAUCUGACCUCUGCGGGAGAGAAGCUAACAGAGGACAGGAAGAAGCUCCGAGAUUAUGGUAUCCGGAAUCGGGAUGAGGUUUCCUUCAUCAAAAAGCUGAGGCAAAAGUGACCCUAGGACAGGGACAGCUCUGCUCACUGAUGGUCAGUCCUUUCCCAGCAGGAUGGAGCCCUCCUUCCAUCCUCUCAUCAGAAAAGAUUUGGGCUGGCUGCACUGUCAGCAUGAGCCCUGGGGUUCUCAGGACCAGGACAAGGGUAAACCUUUGUUCCUUGCUUUCCCAUGAACUUGGCCUGGGCUCAAAGACCUUAAAACAUGGCAGUUCUCACAGGGCUAUGGGCCUGGCCUUAUGUGCAGAAUAAAUCUGUCUGUUUGCCUCA
Messenger RNA from Marmota flaviventris (yellow-bellied marmot), 800 nucleotides. RefSeq names its product small nuclear ribonucleoprotein U11/U12 subunit 25 (gene Snrnp25). Gene Ontology annotation, cellular component: U12-type spliceosomal complex. The record is from RefSeq and is a predicted model, not a curated record. Gene Ontology annotation, biological process: mRNA splicing, via spliceosome. NCBI's taxonomy places the organism in Eukaryota, Metazoa, Chordata, Mammalia, Rodentia, Sciuridae.